Bactrocera oleae (olive fruit fly) is the source of this 3838-nucleotide messenger RNA. It is a transcript of the gene Map60, whose product is annotated as Microtubule-associated protein 60. Gene Ontology annotation, biological process: regulation of transcription by RNA polymerase II. The record is from RefSeq and is a predicted model, not a curated record. Gene Ontology annotation, cellular component: nucleus; transcription regulator complex. Lineage: Eukaryota; Metazoa; Arthropoda; Insecta; Diptera; Tephritidae.
GGAAGCCAAGAGUAAUCUGAAAUUUAAUUAUUGUUUAAUUAUUUUUAAAAUAUUUAUAAAAAUGAUUUGAAUAUGUUUUCAAUUUUUAAAAUAUUUCGUCAUUUAUAUAAUUUAAAUUUGCAUUAUAAAAAAAAAACAUUUUACAAGUGCCUAAAAAGAAAUUUUUAUUAGUUUUGUUUACAGAAUUUUUUUUUAGUUAGGAAAAUGUCGUGACUGUUUUACAAUACUUGUAUUCUACUCUUGUCUUUUGCGUCGCAUCACCACUCACAAUUGAGUAUGGGAAUCUUAGCAUCCCUACGCAAGCAGCACCAUAGUUUCCAAAACGGUCAACUACAACCAAACCUCCACUGAAAUCUGGAUAGUAACGUUUGAUGCGUUGCAUCGCGCUUUCUGCUGCUGCUGUGGGCGUCCUACCCGCACGUAAUCCUUCUACCGCCACCAACGCUGGCAAAAACCGCAUCAUUAUAUCACCAUCACCUGUAGCUACAGCUGCACCGAUUUCAUUAUCUGCAUAAGCACCUGCACCAGGUAUGGGAGAGUCCCCAACACGUCCAGGUAUUUUGUGUUUGGCACCAUUAGUAGACGUUCCAGCAUAUAUUUGACUAUUUCUAUCAAUUACAAUCAUGCCAAUGGUGUCAUGAUUCCAGCGUCCAAUUUGGUAUUCAUAGCGAUAAGCUUCUUUUUUGUCCAGAACGUCGAAAGAGAUUGGUUUGUAUGGCCCACAAUUUUUGGUUGGAUUUGGAUAUACGUUUAACCAGUAGUUUGGUUGACAACGAUUUUGACGCCAUGCUUUCCAUAUAUCCAUUGAUUUGUUUGUGGCAAGUGUUUCACGUCGAAAACCCAUUUUCUCAGCAAAGUUACUUGCUGCAUCACCUACCAACAUAGUGUGCUUUGUAUGCUCUAAUACAUGUCGUGCUACACUUAUAGCAUCCUUUAUUUGUCGUAGACCAGCAACUGCUCCGAUGUUCAUGUUGCUGCCAUCCAUAACCAUAGCAUCCAGUGUAGUUUCUCCAUUCUCAUCCGGCGAGCCACCAUAACCGACAGUGCCGUCACAUUGUAGGCGUUCACAAGUGGCACAGCCUUCGAUAAGCGCGUCUAAAGCAUUACCACCUGGUUGCUGAUUCAGUACAAACCAAGCUGCUGUAUUUGCCUCGGUGAACUCCCAUGUAUUGAUAACAAGGGGUAAAGACCUAUUUUUCGUUAUUGGGGUUACCCUUUCAAAAGCUGCUGUUGUAAGUGCGAGAAAGCUAAAAAGUAUUCCAUGGUAUAAAAUGUUAUUGCACAGCAUUUGGAAGAAGCAUUAAACAUAAAACAAUGCAAAAAUUGAUUAUCAACUUUUUUCGUUGAAAUGAAUUUUAUUUCAGAUUUCUGUUUUAUCACUACAGUUGAUCUCAAACUUUUGACAUUUCCGUUUGUAAAUUGCAUUGUAGAUAUUUUCACAAUUACUCCACUAUAGUUACUAUUAGUAAAGACUGUGUAUUUUAUUAAAAUAUAAAUGAUAUCUUAUGUUUGGAUUUAACAAUCAUUUAUAUUUUUUUUAUUUUCUAUUAUUAUUUUUUAUUUACUUAUUUUUUGUUUUUCAAUACAACUCAACAAUUGACUUGCCUUCCAAACGUUUCCUAUUGUAACGGCCUUGAGUUCGAUAUAUUGCGCGUCAGUUCGUACCACACGCCCUUUAAAUUAUUAAUGAAGAAAAGAGAUAGUUAUACCAUACCCAAAUAGUUUGCAAAAGAUAUACAUUUCGCGCCGUUUCAUUUCGUUGCUCGGUCGCCGCUUUGUUUUGCAAGAAGCGCGUUACUGCAUUCAUAAAAUAACACACACAUAAAACUUAGCAAAGCAGUGUAGAAAGCAGAUGAAAAAGUAGCUAAAUUGACGUACAAAAUUUCUUAACAAAUAUUUGGUUUAAAACUAAACAAAUACAAAUAACUAACCAUUAAUCAAAGUGUGUAGUAAUCUUUAAGAAGUAUCGCUAUAUAAUGCCCAUUCAGCUUGAUAAAAUAUUGGCAGAUAUAGCCGAGGAAAAAGUACUACAUCCAAAUUAUCCGCCAGCAGGCAAAAAAGAAAUAGACGAUGCUUGGGCGCGCGUAGGCAAAAAUAAUAAAUUGUCCGUGCAUGAGGCUCGAUCGAUAUUUAAAGUACUCCAAAAGAAAUACGAACAAGAGAAAACGAAACGCACUCCAUCAUGGAAACUAUUUGAUCUAAUGGAGCAAAUACAUCAACCUAUUCAAGAAGAAGAUCCAAAGCAGGACGAUGAUGGUAUGGUGUCUAUGGAGGAAGAUGAAGAAUAUGAGAUGUUAGAAGUACAGGAAGAAGAUGAAUCAACAGCUGCACAAGGAAAAGGGACAGCAGCUACAUCAGAUGGUGAAAGCCCAUCGAAAUCUAUAAAAUCGAGUGGGUCUAAUGAAACAACCCCCGAAAAAGAGGAAAAGCCUUUGAUUAAGCCACAAGCAAAAUUAUCCGCUGCUAAUCAGAGCAAAUCCUCAUCACCAGCAGCAGAGGAAAAGAAGGUGUUGAAUUCCUUAGCUCACUCAUCGCGUCCAUCUUCUAAUACAACAUCUAAUUCCACGCCUACAUCCAACGCAUCAGCCGCAGCUACUGUUGCUGCUUUGCAUAAGAAGGGAAUAACCAUGAAGAAAACAUCAUCAAGCGCAACAGCUGGAAAUACUUACAGUGGUACGACCCGGGUAGGUCAGUCAACAAGUAACAGCGGUCAGCAGAAAAAUUCGACUAUACGAGUAGCUGGUCAAGUUUUGGGUGUCGGCGAGUCUAUACCAUUGCCUGAAUCAAUUAAACGUAAAUUAGUGGAAACACAGCCAGGAUCUCAACCUGCUAAAAAACCAAACAACAACCACUCAAUUACAACAGCUUCAUCAGCCCAGACAUCAACAACAAAUGUUCGAAGUACAUCGACUGCUAGCAGUGCUAACCCUAGCGCAUCUCUACAAGAGAGCUCUCUUGCUUUUAAUGAAUCAACCAUCAAUAUCAAACAAGAGCCUAAUGAUGACGCUAAUCAACCAACGGGUAUUAAUUUAAUUACAAUAACAGGAAAUCCUCGAGUUGAGUUAACGAACGGAGGUGGCGGUCCAUCUUCUUCAACAGCCGCUACAGUAGCUUCCACAUCAACGAAUGGAUAUUCACCACGACUUGAAGAGAUAGACUUUCGUAAUGACAUUAUAUUCGACUCUGGCAAUGGUGCCAUUAAUGGCGCUGUAGGUGGAGCAGUUAAUCAUCCAAAUCAUACAAACGCGACAGGAGGCAUCAUUAAUUUAGGAAAUUUUGACAAUUCACUGCCGCCGACUUUCUUCAAAAAUCUUUGUAAUUCAUCACGACAUGAAGCAUUAGGUCUUUACGUUGCAAACGUUAUGAAUCGUUUACGACCGCGAUCAGCUCAAAAAUUAGAGUUGGGCAUACUACGCGCAAUAAUUGAUGUCCAAAGCGAUGAAUUGGAGCAAUAAGUGAAUAACUUUUGGUUUUAAGACAAAAGAGUAAGCAACACUCUAAUUUCGUUUCUUAAAAGUAUUUUAAACUAUAUUUUGUAUGCUGAUUACGUAUAUAACUAAAUUUGUUAAUAUUGAAAAUGACAUAAACGACGUACAAUUUAAUACACACAUUUUAUACAUACGUUUUUCGAUUAAGCAAAGAACGGACAUUAUUAAAGUUGGAAAAUCUUCAAACCUACUUUGUACGCUAAUAAUACAUACAUAUGAAUGUAUGCAUUUAAAGCCCUUUCUGUAAUUUUUGACAUUUUUUUUAUAAUUAUUCGAAUACAUCGGACAAAAUAUGCCCACGAAAUUUGAAUGCUAUUACAAAUAAAGUAAUUAUAUAUAGUAUAUAAAUA